Molecule: messenger RNA, 234 nt
Organism: Cylicocyclus nassatus
Lineage: Eukaryota; Metazoa; Nematoda; Chromadorea; Rhabditida; Strongylidae
Source: the annotation of a GenBank genome assembly
CACCAAUGGCGGAACUUUUAGGAAUGUCUGUAAUUUUAUUUUCAGCCUUUGUCGCAUCUGUGAAGACCUGUGCACUGGCUCAAUCCGGUGGUGGUCGAUCUCAGGCACAAGCAACAUCUGCACCGACAGCUCAAACAGCUUCAACACAACAGCAAAAGGACGGUCAUGAGAAAAUAGAGAAAGAAAUCAAUGAGGAUACAAUGACAGUCGCCAGAAUAUGAAUGAUGACCUACG